Dermatophagoides farinae (American house dust mite) is the source of this 7382-nucleotide messenger RNA. RefSeq names its product ABC transporter G family member 20-like. Gene Ontology annotation, cellular component: membrane. Lineage: Eukaryota; Metazoa; Arthropoda; Arachnida; Sarcoptiformes; Pyroglyphidae. Gene Ontology annotation, molecular function: ABC-type transporter activity; ATP binding; ATP hydrolysis activity. The record is from RefSeq and is a predicted model, not a curated record.
GAUUAUUCCAAAUCGUGGGAAACGGAAACGCCAACUCUGACAUCUUGUUUCAUCGACAUUGGACUGUGCUGGCCACCAACGCUUUUGCUGUGGAUUACAUGUCCAUACAUGUUCUAUGAAUACCUUGUGCGAUCAAGAUUUCGUUCGAGAAUCGGCUGGAAUUGCUACAAUUUCACCAAAUUUGUAGCUGCACUCACACUGGCCAUCGUGGCACUUGUUCACGCAAUUCAUGUGUCAAUCAUUUCAUCAUCAGAUCAGGUGACCAAGGCUCAUUUAUUAUCAGUAUGGCUUUCGUUUGCCACAUGUGCAUUGUUCAUCACAUUUCUUCAUCUACAACGGACACGUGGUUUCAUCAACUGCGGCUGUAAUUGGUUCUAUCUGUUAUUGGUGGUCAUUUUCAAUGCUUUCGCCAUUGCAACGGCCAAACCUUAUAGACCGAAUAAUCUCAUCAUUUACUCGUACAUUGAAUAUGCUCUCCAAGUGUUGCUAUUUCUCAUGUCAUCAUUUUCAGACAAAGUUGACAACAUCGAAGAGAUUAUUCUAUUUAGCGGCAAAAAACAAGAGAAACAUUGCUCAUCAUUGACAAUGGGAGUAAAAAUCACAGCAACAAAAGAAGAAAAAAAAAAUCCAAAACUUUGCCCCAAAGAAUUGUCUUCGGUACCAUCGAAAUUGACAUUCUGGUGGUUCAACGGUUUGGCCAUCAAGGGCUGGCGUCGUCCAUUGACCGUCCAAGAUCUGUGGCGUCUGCCCGCCUGGAACAAUUGCGAAUAUUUAUUCAACAGUUUCAAUACUCUCUGGCAACAUCCAAAAUUCACCGACCAUAAACAUUAUCACCAAAGUAAAGACGAUUCGAACCAACAGGCGACGGCGCCACGAGUCAACCUGUGGAUAAUGUUUGCCAAAAUGUUUUGGCCAUAUUUCCUAUUGCCAUCGAUUGCUCGUGUGUUUACCGAUCUCUUACAGCUGUCAAAUUCAGUGGUGCUCAAGUACAUGAUCAAUUUCACGACCGAUCUCAAGGCACCAAUGUGGCAGGGAAUUUUCUUUUCGUUCGUAUUCAUGUUGACCAAUAUCGUGCAGAGCUUCAGUUCGGGCUACCAAACACAUCGUAUGGCUGUACUAUCGAUGCGUAUGCGUGCCGUAAUGGUAUCGGUCAUCUAUCGAAAAUCAUUGGUAUUGGCCAAUCACGCCAAAAAGAAUUAUGCCACCGGCGAAAUUGUCAAUCUGAUGGCAGUCGAUUCUCAACGUUUCACUGAACUGGUUCCAUAUUUGUGUUUCCUGUGGACAGCACCAAUACAAAUAUCCAUCGGCCUCUAUCUCUUGUUCAAUGAACUUGGACCAUCAGUCAUUGGCGGAGUCAUUCUCAUGGUGGCAACCAUUCCAUUGAAUUCGUUUGUGGCCAAUCAGGUCAAAAAAAUUCAACGUAACCAAAUGAAACUGAAAGACGAACGUCUUAAAUCGGUGAGCGAAAUGUUGAACGGAAUGAAAGUUUUGAAACUGUACGCUUGGGAACCGGCAUUCUUUGAAAAGAUUCGCAACAUUCGUCUCAACGAAUUGAAAUCCAUCAAACUGUCCGGCGUAGUGCAGACGAUAUUCAUCUGUUUCGGAAGUUGUUCGCCGUUUCUCGUUUCGAUGCUCACAUUCAGCAUCUACAUUGCAUUGGGCGGUGAAUUGAACGCCGAGAAAGCAUUUGUCUCGAUAUCGUUAUUUAAUCUGUUACGCAUACCACUCAUCAUGAUUCCCAAUAUGCUUUCCGGUCUCAUUCUGACUAUCGUCUCGAUGAAACGUAUCAACCGAUUCCUCAACCAAGACGAAACACAAGACUAUAUCACACGUAAACCAAUGGACAAUGAUGCCGUUUCGGUAAAGAAUGCUUCAUUCUCUUGGGAAGCAACAACAACAACAACAACAACAGUAAACGAUAAACAACAAUCAACAACAAUCACUCUGUCUGACAUAACAGUAACGAUUGCGAAAAAGAAAUUGGUAGCCAUUGUCGGACCAGUUGGUUCGGGCAAAAGUUCACUGCUGCAAUCAUUGUUGGCCGAAAUGUACAAACACUCGGGCACAGUCACCAUUGACCAACAACAACGAAUGGCUUACGUUUCUCAACAGGCAUGGAUUCAGAACCUCUCACUUCGUGAUAACAUUCUGUUUGGCCUACCAUAUGAUCAACGAAAAUAUGACCAGGUCAUCAGUGCCUGUGCAUUGAAACCAGAUUUCGAAAUGCUAAGCGGUGGCGAUCAGACCGAAAUCGGUGAGAAAGGCAUCAACUUGUCCGGUGGCCAAAAACAACGUGUCAGCAUUGCACGAGCUUGCUAUUCCAAUUCGAACCUAUUCCUUUUCGAUGAUCCGUUAUCGGCCGUAGACAGUCAUGUUGGUAAACACAUUUUCGAUCAAGUUAUAAGUUCUCAAAGCGGCAUUCUCCGUGAUCAUACUCGUGUUCUGGUCACCAAUGCUCUCUACGUGCUGCCAUUCGUCGAUCAAGUGAUCAUGAUCAAAAACGGCAGAAUCGAAGAUGUCGGCACAUAUCAAACACUGAUGACAAGCAACGAAAGCUUCCAAGAACUGAUUCACAACUAUGCAAAAGCAAAUCAAGAUGAUGACGAUGAAAUGGUGUCUGCAUCAGCCGAACUUUUAGUUGAUAAUGAACUUGGCAUCAAUGUCAAUCCAGAUGACGAUAACCAAUACGGACACUUGGAACAGCAACAGCACCUAAAUGGUGGUGGUGGUGGUGUUGGUGGUGGUGGUAUCGUUCGAUCAGUUAGUCAAUAUGUGGAAACGGCGACAGACAAACGACGACAACAAUUUUCACGACAAAACACUCAAUUGUCCAUCAAGUCACGACAUUCAACAACCAUCAAACAAUCAGGCGACGACAACAGUAAAAAAGAUCAAACAAAAUUGGUGCAAGCGGAAACAAUUGAAACCGGUCACAUUUCCUUGUCAGUGUUUAAGAAAUUUGUGGCAGCACUAUCACCACUAUGGUCAUUGUUGAUAAUGAUCAAUUACAUUGGCAGUUGCACAUCGAGUGCAGGCUCAAAUUUCUGGCUUUCCAUAUGGACCGAACGUGUGGAGAAAGAUCCAGAACAAUCAAGAAACAUGACCAAUCUGAUCAUCUAUUUCGUCAUUGGAUUCUGUCAAGUGUUUUUCGUCAUAUUCGGCUGGCUGUCCAUCAUCUACGGAACAUUGAACGCAUCGCGCACAUUACAUCAGAAAUUGUUAUCCAGCAUUGUAAGAGCGCCGAUGCAUUUUUUCGACACUACUCCGUUGGGCAGAAUCAUGAACCGAUUCAGCAAAGAUAUCGAUGCGCUCGACAAUUACAUUCAAUUCAUAUUGAGGCUAGUGUUGAACAAUACGUUACAAGUGGUGGCCACACUGGUCAUCAUAUCGAUCAAGACGCCCAUAUUUCUGGUUUUUGUCAUCCCGUUCAUAAUUCUUUACUUUUUCAUUCAACGUUUCUAUGUGGCAACCAGUCGACAGCUUAAACGUAUCGAAUCGGUAUCUCGAUCACCCAUCUUCACACAUUUCGCCGAAACAAUUCAAGGCGUCAACACAAUCAAAGCGUACGGCGCUUCACACCGCUUCAUUCGUGAAUCCAAUCGUCGCGUGGAUCACAAUCUUCGUUGCUUCUAUCCCAGUCAGGUGGCCAAUUGUUGGCUUCAGAUUAGGCUGGAAUUUUUGGCCAAUUUGCUCGUAUUUUUUGCUUCGUUUUUGGCCACAAUUACCAAAGAAGGUCUCACCGGAAGCAGUAUAGGUCUCUCUUUAUCGUAUGCAUUGAAUGUGACGCUGGCGUUGAAUUGGUGUGUACGAAUGUUUGCCGAAAUGGAAAACAAUGUCGUCGCUGUGGAACGAAUUUCCGAAUAUACCGAUGUGCCUCCUGAAGCCGAGUGGAAACACGAAUCAUUCGACAAUUCUCUGUCCAAAGAUUGGCCCAAACAUGGAUCCAUUCAUUUCAAGGAUUAUGCGACAAAAUAUCGACCGAAUCUGGACCUCGUCCUCAAAGGCAUUGAAUUACGAGUGCAAAAAGGUGAAAAAGUGGGCAUCGUUGGCCGUACUGGAGCCGGCAAAUCCUCGCUCACAUUGGCAUUGUUCCGCAUAAUCGAAUCAAGUCAAGGAUCCAUCACCAUUGAUGAUGUGCAGAUUUCCAAGCUAGGCUUACACAAACUGCGAUCGCGAAUCACAAUCAUACCACAAGAUCCAGUUCUGUUUUGCGGUAGCCUUCGAUUCAACCUGGAUCCAUUCGACGAAUACAGCGACGAGCAACUGUGGAGAGUGUUGCAACUGUCGCAUCUGAAAGCAUUCAUUCAGACAUUGGAGCAAGGACUGAAUCAUCAAGUGACCGAAGGUGGCGAGAAUCUUUCCAUCGGUCAACGACAGUUGGUCUGUCUGGCGCGUGCAUUAUUGCGUCGUACAAAUGUCCUGGUUCUGGACGAAGCCACAGCUGCCGUGGAUCUUGAAACCGAUGCAUUGAUACAGGCCACCAUUCGACAGGAAUUUCAACAUUGCACUGUGCUCACAAUUGCACAUCGUCUGCAUACCAUUCUGGAUUCUGACCGUGUGCUCGUACUGGAUGCAGGAAAAGUGGCCGAAUUUGAUUCGCCAAAAACAUUGCUGGCAAACAAUCAAUCCAUAUUCUACUCACUGGCCAAGGAUGCUGGCAUAAUAAAUCAUAUUCUCAGUCUCGAUCAAUUCACAUUCGUUCGAGAAUUCAUCAAAACUGGUGAACAAAACGUAUGAACAACAACAAAUCAAUCACACGACAAUCAAAUGGAGCAAUCAUCAUCAUCAUCAUCAUCUUUGCACGUUCGAUUCAAUGACGGCAAUGAUGACCAAGCCGUGUACAAUGAUACCACAUUCUCGACCACGAUCAACAAUCAAGUGUCCUUUAAUGCAAAUGAUAAAAUAACCAACACCACCACCACCACCACGACCAGUCGAUCAAACAUUCUCAGUUCAAUUGGACCGAAAUUUUUCCAAAACAAACUCAACCAAUGGAUUCAAUCGAAUCCAGCAGCGGAAGCAAAAAAACUCAACCCUCCAAAACAAAUGUUUGCUGCAACGGCAACUAAUCUGAUAUUUGCCUAUGGUCGAGGCAAGAAAGCGAGAAAUGCCUUAAACGACAUCACCAUCAAAGUUCCCGUGGGAACAAUAUAUGCAAUCUUGGGGCCGAGUGGCUGCGGCAAAACAACGCUAGUACAUUCGCUAGUGGGCCUGUUGAAACCGAAAUCCGGUUAUGUCAAAGUUUUCGGCGAAAUUCCCGGAUCUACUCGGUCACUGGUGCCUGGACCUGGCAUCGGUUAUAUGCCACAGGAAAUUGGAUUGUUCGAAGAAUUCACCAUAAAGGAAACACUAUUCUUUUUCGGCCGCCUAUAUCGGCUACCGAGCGACACAAUCCGAGAUCGGAUAACAUUCUUAAUCUCAUUCCUCGAAUUGCCUGAACAGGAUCGUUUCGUGGCAAAAUUGAGCGGUGGCCAGAAACGUCGUGUAUCAUUAGCGGCAGCAUUAGUGCACAAACCACCAUUAUUAGUAUUGGAUGAACCUACCGUUGGCAUUGAUCCAGUGCUUCGGCAAUCCAUUUGGAGUCAUCUUCGUUCGUUAUCAUCGCAAGAAGGCAUCACCGUUAUAAUCACCACACAUUACAUUGAUGAAGCCCAGUAUGCAUCGACCGUAGCAUUCAUGCGACAUGGGACAUUGUUGGAAGAAGGCAAUCCACAGAAACUUAUUCAACGAUUUCGUUUGGACAAUCUGGAACAAGUGUUUCUCGCACUUUGCCAUAACGUGAAUGCCACACGUGGCGGAGGAAAAAAUCACUAUGUCGAUAACGUGGCAUCAUUAGAGCGAAAACAGUAUGGUAAUAAUCACUGCAUCUCUGAAAAACCACUACUGUUAACUGUAAAUCAUCACAAGCAAUUUGACGAAGAAUCGAAAACAGGAACUGAAGAACUGGACGAUGAAGGCCAAGGAUCGUCGUCACUAUCACCCUUUUCAACAAUUACGAACAAAUCUCAGCGACAAUCAAACGAACAAACUCAAUCUCAAUCAAACAAAUGUGAGCCAGAAGAUAAUAGCAGACACACACCAGUACCACCACAUGUAGUAGCUCAACCUCAACGUAUGUUGAUGAAACGGAAUAAAAUUCUCGAUCACUUUGCUCGAAGUUCAGCAUUGUUGACCAAAAACUUUAUACGAAUGUGGCGAAAUCUUCCCGUCAUGUUGUUUGCAUCGUUGAUUCCCGUCCUUCAAUGUACCUUAUUCUUUCUCUGUUUGGGCCGUGAUCCAUUCGACAUUGCCGUAACGUACUACAAUGGUGAAUUGGAUCCACUAUUGAAUCCGAUGCCCAAAACAAAUAGUCCGUAUAGUUUGCAAGUGCUUCAAUCGAUCGACAAUCAUAGCAUUCAUCUGAUGCCCGUGGCUUCCGUAGAACAAGGUUUCCAGUCGGUUCGUUCCGGCCAGGCGAAAGCUUUCCUUCGAUUCGGACCAAAUUUCACACGGGCGAGUUUCGAAAAAGCCAUCGAUUACAUGUCGAUGGACAAUGAAACUGUGGCUGAAUCGUUCGUAGAUCUCUAUCUGGACAUGUCUUCCCAAUUUCAUGCAAUGAAAAUCAAAGAGAAAAUAUUUGAAGCAUAUCAUCUAUUUUCCCGCAAUUUACUGGCCGAGAAUGGUUACAAUCCAGAUGUGGCUGAUUCGCCAAUUCGAAUUCCACCACCCUUGAUGGGCAAUCAGGAUCCAACUGUGACAGAAUUCAUGGCACCAGCAUUCAUAAUGUCGUUGUCAUUUUACGCUUCGAUAGCUACGGCCUCACUAACACUGGUUCUGGAACGCAAAGAUGGUCUACUACAACGAAGUUUAGUUUCGGGAGUGUAUCCCAAUGAAUACAUUCUUUCGCACGUCAUCACACAAACCGUGGUAGUCAUCUUUCAGAUAAUUCUCGUUCUCUUGAUGGCAUUCUUCAUAUUCCACAUUCCCAAUCGUGGACCAGUGUUUUGGAUUUCCGUUCUCAUUGUCAUGCAAGGUGUGGCCGGAAUGGCUUACGGUAUUAUGAUAUCGGCCAUUGCCAAAGAAGAGAAUUUUACAUUGGCAGCUUGUAUGGGCUCGAUGUUUCCACAAUUCCUACUAAGCGGUGUCGUAUGGCCAGUGGAUACAAUGCCACAGUUCCUGAUCUAUGUCAGUACGAUCGUAUCGCAAGCCAAGGCAAUCGAUGCUGUUCGUCAUAUGCUAUAUCGUGGAUGGGAUCCAUUCAACCAUUGGGAUGUUGCCAUCGGUUUCAUCGUUUCAGCCUCGUGGACAGUGGUCUUUCUUUUCAUAGCGACAAUUUUGUUUAAUAUUAAUAAAUAAAUGAAUAAUGAAUCAAAUCAAAUAAAACCAACAAUUAGAUAUUGAUA